Messenger RNA from Schistocerca piceifrons (Central American locust), 765 nucleotides. Its product is annotated as tyrosine-protein phosphatase non-receptor type 23-like. Lineage: Eukaryota; Metazoa; Arthropoda; Insecta; Orthoptera; Acrididae. Bases 1 to 765 code for a protein of 254 amino acids. The record is from RefSeq and is a predicted model, not a curated record. The transcript is spliced from 3 exons.
AUGGCCAUACGGCAUCACACUCGUCAAGCUUUCCGUGGUGCAUCAAGUACAACGACAGAUAUGAAGGUCCUCGCGUUUGUGGUGGCGGUGUCGCUGGCGGCGAUGGCAGCAGCGGAGGCGCCCUCUUCCAGCUAUGGGGCGCCCUUCCGCCAGGCGCAGCGCCAGCAGGCGCCGCCAAAGCCCAGGGAUCAGCCCAGGCAACAGCCGCAGCCUCAGACGCAGCAGGAGCCGCAAGCGUUCGCCCAGACGCAGUCCCUCCCGGCCUUCUCAGCACCUGCGUCCUUCUCGCCGUUCUCGAGCGCUAGCCCGCCCCUGUUCGGCAGGCAAUUCUUCAUCCCGGCACCAGAACCGUCACGCCUGUCGGACUUGUACCGCCUGCCGAACGAGUACGGCCCGCCACCGGCCACUUUCACCACUACCACUGAGGCUGCCACCACCACGACCGAGGUUCCAACCACUGUCGCUCCUGCUGAUUUUGGGUUCGCCGGUGGCCGCAACGGGGCACUGCGUGAGGCGGAGGAGAGCGGCGUGUACUACGUACUGCAGCCAGACGGCCGCCUGCAGCGCAUCGCCUACGCCCACGGGCCCGCCCCCACAGCUGCCGCCCCACAGCAGCAACAGCGCGCCGCCUCCAGUGAACUGUCUGCCCUGCAGCAGCCAGCGCUCACCCCUGGAUACCUGGCGCGCUUUCAUUACCAGGACCUGCAUCCUGCCGGUGCACCGAUCUACACGUAUGCAAAACCCGAACUCGUGCGUGUCAAUUAG